UGGGUGGCGCAUGAUUGACGCACACUUGAUGGUACCUAAUCAGUCAAUCAAACAGAGAACGAACAUUAUGACUCCAUGAGCUGUUUUUGCAAUUACUAAUCUAUGAUCUAUGAAGGUUGCAAUGCUAUACCCAUGGCCGGCUGGGGAAUUCUGGAAGUUGAAAUCCACGCAUCUUAAAGUUGCCAAGUUUGAAAAACACUGCUUCAAACCAAAUGCGGUACUAAUUGCUGAUCUUUAUUUGCCAUAAAAGUAGAUGCUUUUAUAGAUGCUACUUUUAUUGGUACAUUUUAUAGAAGUUAUUUUUACUGCAAAUUCGUAUCCCCCAAAUCGCACCUUCCCAGAACUGGAAAAGCACUGCCGUUAGUAAUGUUUAUGAACGUUUCGUCAAUCAUCUAAGAAGAUACGACUGUAGCAGCAAAAGAAAAAAAAAGCAUCUGAGAACUGUUUCCACCACAAGGCACUACAACUCCCGAGAGCCACUGCGAGGCCCGGGAGAACGUUAGCCCGGGAGGGUCGAGCGCGCGAGGUUCUGUUGCUGAAUUUCCGGAGCUGCGGCCGCCUUAGCUCGAUCAACAAAGCAAAGCAAGGCGCGGGAACGGAGAAACCGAGGGAUCGGAGGUCCCCGUUCUUAGUACGUCACACUUUUGAGCAUCAUGCACAGGAGACAUCUUCAGGACAUUCCAGAUUUGGGCAGUAACGUCACUGCAAGUGUUCCAUGGGGUUGGCGUCCCAGCAAGACUUCAGAACUGCUCUCGGGCAUGGAAGUGCCUGCUGUUAAGGAUAAACUGGGCAGCGAGAACACCCCCCAGGAUCUGUUGAUGUAUGUGGGUCCACCCACCAAACGGCAGAAAGUGAGGGAAAACACAUUUGUGAUUGUCCACCAGCCUAGACUGCUUCAAGAGACAGUAACAGGUUCUUGGGAUACCUUGCCCGAUGAGCUGCUGUUGGGAAUCUUUUCAUAUCUAACCUUGACUGAUUUGCGGAAAGUUUCCAGAGUUUGUCAGAGAUGGCGUCGCCUUUCGCUUGAUGAGUCGCUCUGGCAAACUCUUGAUCUUGCAGAUCAAAAUCUUCGGCCAGGAGCGAUUGGUCAAUUGCUGCCCUUGGGGGUGAUCGCCUUCCGCUGUCCAAGGUCCUGCAUUAAGACACCUUUGUUUGAAACAAGCAGAGCUCUUUGUGUGCAACAUCUGGAUUUAUCAAAUUCUACAAUAAAAGUUACAGAUCUCGAGAGUAUUCUUAGCAAAUGUCACAGCCUGCAGAAUCUCAGUUUGGAAGGUCUCGUACUUUCUGCUGAUAUAGUUAAAAGUAUAGCACAAAACUCCUGCUUGGUCCGGCUGAACUUAUCUGGAUGUUCUGGGUUCUCUGCAGAUACCUUGGAAGUGAUGUUGAAAAGCUGUCCAAGGUUAGAAGAAUUGAACUUGGGCUGGUGUGACUUCACAGCUGAGCAUUUGAAGAUCGUAGUCAGUCACAUUCCUCCCAAACUGUUGCAGCUAAACCUUAGUGGGUACAGAGAGAAUCUCCUGAUGUCAGAUGUUAAAACAUUACUAGAGAGAUGUUCUGGUCUAAUCCAUUUAGAUUUAAGUGACUCUGGUAUGUUGAAGCCCGAAUGCUUUGUGUACUUCCACCAGCUCACACACCUUGAACACUUAGGUCUUAGCCGAUGCUAUCAAAUACCUCCUGUUGCUUUACUUGAACUUGGUGAGAUAGCUACACUCAAAACGCUGCAGGUUUUUGGAAUAGUGACUCCCAGUUCCCUACAGCUCUUAAAAGUGACGCUUCCUCAUAUAAAGAUUAAUACCUCCUGUUUCACACCUAUUGCAAGACCCAGCAUUGGCUGCAAAAAGAAUGAAGAGAUUUGGGGAAUCCAGUGCAGACUGAACUUGAGAAAUCCAGCUGGUGUUUAAUACAUCCCAAAUGACACUUUCAGACUUCUAGCAACAGCAAUAUUAGCUCCUCAAGCCUUAACCGUGUGGUUCUCUCAUUCCAUUCUAACUUGACAAUUUGCAGUUACGGACCUGGUUUCAUCAGUUUAUGACCAAAUGCUAUCAAGUGUUUUACCAGUUGUAUUUUUUCUGUUUUAUUUUCCACUACUUUUACUGAGGCCUAUCCAAGAAAUGCUAAUCAUGCACAAAUAGCUGGCAUGCAAUAAAUAUGCACUCCCUCCUUGUGGAUAUAUAUAUUUUUUAAAAAGUAGCUCGUGUUAAUAAAACUUGUUCAAGUUUUCAUAUUCUGUGUUUUAUCCAUGCCAGUUGUUGUUGCAGGGUGCAGGAUGUAUUUGUGCUGAUGUACUUAAGAUAAAGAUUCUGGUCUUUAUCUCACAAUCUAAUUCUGGUUUUUAUCUCCUGGAAACAACAUGGACAUAUUUUUUGCUUUCUCUGUUUAGUUUACAGCCCUGGGAUUUCCUGUUGUCUUCUAUCUCAAUACUAAUUGGGUACAACCAACACCAGCUAGAUGCUGCCAAUUGUUAUACGGGUACAACUGCAAUUGAGAAUUUCCAUCGCUAAGUGAUACAUUCGUAAACUGUGACGUCCCAAGACCACAUCACUUAGUGACAGCAAUCCCUGUAGUUCCCAUUGCUGUGAUUAAGUGACGAUUGCGGAUCAUUAAGCGAGCACCUUUUGCAACUUCCUGCCGGCUUCCCCAUUGACUGCUUGUGGGAAGCUGGCAGGGAAGCUGCAAAUUGCAAUCACAUGACUGUGGAACACUGCAACCGUGGAGGUGGUUGUCAAGUGCCUAGAUUGUGAUCACAUGACCGCAGGGGUGCUGGGACAGCCAGAAAUUCGAGGAACGGUCAUAACCGCCACUCAUUCAGUGCCAUCGUAACUUCAAAAGGUCACUGAACAAGUGGUUGUUAACCAAGGACCUGUACUACAUAUAGGAAUGUAAAUGUAAGAGCUUAACACAAAUAGGAUCAGAGCUUUCCCUUUUUUCUGGUUGCACUGCAAUAUUCAUAUAAUCUGGAGAACUAUUUUUUAAAUAUAAUUUGAACUUCUGCUAUUAUUAUUGCCCAUCCUGUCACAACAGCAAAAAAUAACUAUUAUAAACCAAAAUUGUAAGGAGAAAAAAGUCCUUUUCAGAGUCUCCAUAUUUCCUUGCAUACCUGAAAGAUUUCUUCUGCGGACAAAGCAGUAGCAAGAUAAAGGCAUCUAGUUAAUAUACAACUAAAUUGCCCUUAAGAAGGCAAAUCAAUAAGGGAAAUCCAAGUAGCAAAAAAAUAGCAACCUAACAUUCUAAAAUGUAUUUUCUGUUUCUCUACAUGUCAGUGGCAUACAAAGUAGUUAAAAAAGCAAGAAAAUACUCACUCACAUUUAUUAGAUUUAAUUUGCUAACCACAGCAUACAUUAUUUUAAAUAAAACAAUUUUGGGAAAAGAGGGCAUAGUUAUAUUAUGUUGACUUUGAUUUGUGCACAUUCAACUAUUUUUGUCAUACCAACAUUAUUUGUUUUAGUAAUUUUGGCACAAAGGCAUUUUCUUAAAAUAGAAUAAUCUUUUUAAAGAUUGUCUUGUUUUCACCUUAUUGUCAUUACUGUUAAUUAUCAUGGCCGGAAAAUCUAUAGUUGGUCGCUCAACUGUUUCUUUGAUACUCAUUAAAAAAAAAAAAAAUUAAUGGCAUUUGGCAACACGUUUAACUACAUCAUUAGGAAAGUUUAUUCAACAAAUCCAGAAACUCAGCCAGUUGAGGGUUAGCAGAGGGCUUUUUCUAGCCCCAAAGCACCUUUCCCUGGUGAGGCCAUACUGUGCAAACAGAAACCCAUUCAUUUUUGGGCUACUGCAAGUCACUUCUAGUCUUCCCAAAAAUUUGACCCAAAACAAAGAUGACUCUUUCAAAAUGUACUACAGUAAAUAUAGUCUAAAUGCUGAUUGUCUACAGCCCACAAGCCAUUCCCACUGCUGCCUGCCUGACCAGUAGGGAAUGGGAGACAGAUAAAGCUUUGCCAACACCCUUGUACAGACACUGAUGUGAUAUCAGGCAGGCUUGGAAUUUAGUGUGGAUUUUGUAUUCCCCAAAAUGUCAGCUCUUGACGCAGUUGGCAUGGUUAUGUACUGCCAAAUUAGCAGCAAGGAGCUAUGACUGGGCUACUACAGCUGUCUGGGUUAAGCAUGUUGUGCAAACACACCCACUAAAAAAAAGGGGGGGGGAACGUAAUUUGAUGAAAGAGUUAACCCUUCCUCUCCUGUACUGUAAUCCCCACAAGCCCCUAUUUGCUUGGCACAUAAACAACCUAUGGGGAAAACAGGGAGAAGGAAAAGUAGACUAAGCUUGGAAUAGGUUUAACCCUUUUAUAACUUUUCCCAAUCAAAGUAGCCAAUAUCCUUUUCCCCCCUUCCCUCCAAGUUGCUUUCUGCUUUAAAAUUAGGGAAUUAUUGCUGUCCCAAAUUAACAUUUAGUUUGGAGUACUGACGUCUUACAACUCCCCCCUCCAAAAUAGAAUAGCCAGAGCAGGGAUGGGCAGGUGCAUCUGAAAGGAGGCUUUGGAGUGAGAUGUAUCUCGUUUGGAGCAGCGCUCAACAUAUGUCUCUCUCUCCUUCCUUUACCCCUUUGAAAGCAAAAAAAUGUGAUUUAGCAUGUUUGGGAGCAGGGUUUGAGUUCAGAAAACGCUUUUCCUGUAAGACAUGGCUCUCUGAUAGCGUACACCAAAAAGGAGUAGUCGGUGCUCCCAAAGGCUGAUGGGAGGCUUACUAGGAGCAUCUUGUGGUCAAAGAUGCUCCUAGUAAGGCUUUUGAAGAGGGAGCUGGUGAGCCAGAUGAUAAAGGAGGAUGGCUGCUUAUUCACAAAGAACGCUAAAGUUUUUAAAUCUUUGGCAGGACUCAAAAAGCCCACUAUGAUAUCUCUCUCUGCUAUUUUUUUCUUUUAAAAGGCAUCCAAGAACACUGCAUAUACAAAAUAGCAAGUACAAUCCAAAUUUUAGAUCACAUCAUUUCAAAGGAUAGCUUCUCCUUCCAUCUUUUUAUCUAAUGGACAAUGGUACUCUUCUUAACCCUUCAUCACUGGCGUAAUUUAAGAAAAUGGGACAGCAAUUUUCAAUGUGAUGAUCCAUUUGCAGUGAGAACACUACCAUUCAGAUUUUUAGUAGGCCCUAUCAACAGUUUGCCAUAGGCAUCUCCCUUAGCACCUCCCUCCUCAAAGCUCCCAGCUCCAGCUGACUUUAAAUUUUUAAUGUAUCUUUUUAAUGAGAGAGAGAACAAAAAGAAGUUGCAAAUCAAAGAGUCAAUUUCUAACAUCAUCUUUACAUACAAAAAAUGCCUCUUAGCUGCACAUAGGCACAUAAACAAUCUGGAAAGUGUGCAACUGGAGCCAAGUGUUUUGUUGAAAACAUCUGCACACCUACCUAAGAAAGCAACUUCACCAAUUUGCCUUCUUGUACAUGGCUGACUAUGGCCAUCACGGCAGACAUGUUGAGAACAGUCACCAUCCAAGGCAGAUAUUGGCAUGGUCUCAAAAUUCCAAAUGCCUCCACUGAUCUAGAAAGGUUGGGAAACCUACCACAGAGAGCCCAA
Messenger RNA from Python bivittatus (Burmese python), 5496 nucleotides. RefSeq names its product S-phase kinase associated protein 2 (gene SKP2). Gene Ontology annotation, biological process: G2/M transition of mitotic cell cycle; regulation of cell cycle; SCF-dependent proteasomal ubiquitin-dependent protein catabolic process. Gene Ontology annotation, cellular component: nucleus; SCF ubiquitin ligase complex; cytosol. The record is from RefSeq and is a predicted model, not a curated record. Gene Ontology annotation, molecular function: protein binding. Lineage: Eukaryota; Metazoa; Chordata; Lepidosauria; Squamata; Pythonidae.